Molecule: messenger RNA, 1548 nt
Organism: Cladophialophora psammophila CBS 110553
Lineage: Eukaryota; Fungi; Ascomycota; Eurotiomycetes; Chaetothyriales; Herpotrichiellaceae
Product: glycerol kinase
Exons: 5
Coding region: 1-1548 (515 amino acids)
Biological process (GO): triglyceride metabolic process; glycerol metabolic process; glycerol-3-phosphate biosynthetic process
Cellular component (GO): mitochondrion
Molecular function (GO): glycerol kinase activity
Source: RefSeq, a predicted model, not a curated record
AUGGGCGACACCACCAAGUCCUCUCAUGAGACGUUCGUGGGCUCCAUCGACCAGGGCACGACGAGCACCCGGUUUCUGAUUUUCAGUCGCAAUGGCGAGGUGAUUGCCUCGCACCAGAUGGAAUUCAAGCAAAUCUAUCCGCAUCCCGGCUGGCAUGAGCACGAUCCACUCGAAAUCAUUUCGUCGGUGGAGCAGUGCAUCGAUGGUGCCGUCAAGGACCUGGAGACCCAGGGCCACGCAAGUGCGAAUAUCAAAGCCGUGGGGAUCACAAACCAACGUGAGACAACUGUCGUCUGGAACCACGAGACUGGCGAGCCAUUGUACAAUGCCAUAGUGUGGACCGACACUCGUACACAGGCCCUCAUCCGUAAACUCAAGCAUCGAUUGGGAUCAGACCAACUUCAAGAGCUCUGCGGUCUUCCAUUGUCGACGUAUCCUUCUGUUGGGAAGUUACUGUGGCUUCUCGACAACGAGCCCAAGGUGAAAGAGGCCUACGACAAAGGCAUCCUGGCCUUCGGCACCAUUGACGCGUGGCUGGUCUACAAGCUUAACGGGGGGCCCAAGAAGAAUGUGUUUGUAUCUGACCCGACCAAUGCCUCGCGAACCAUGUUCAUGAACCUGAAAACGUUGGAUUACGACGAGUCACUCAUUGAUUUCUUCCGGCUGGACCAGAGCAAGAUUCACUUCCCCAAGAUUACACGGUCGUCAGAUCCCGAGGCGUACGGGCGUCUAGAGUUGAGUGUGCUGAAAGGCACCCCCAUUACUGGCUGUCUGGGCGAUCAAUCAGCCGCCCUGGUCGGCCAGAAGGGAUUUACUCCCGGAUUGGCCAAAAAUACCUAUGGCACGGGUUGCUUCCUCCUGUACAACGUCGGUGAAAAGCCGGUCUUCUCCACCCACGGGCUUCUCGGCACGGUUGCCUAUGACUUUGGCGAGGGAAAGCGGAUGUACGCGCUCGAGGGCAGUAUCGCCGUGGCGGGAUCCAGCGUCAAGUUCUUGGUGGACAAUUUUGGAUUUGUGGAGUCCUCCAGCAAGAUCAGUCAAUUGGCUGCCACGGUGGACGACAACGGUGGUUGCGUGUUCGUCACCGCAUUCAGUGGAUUGUUUGCUCCAUACUGGAUUGAUGAUGCGAGAGGAACCAUCUACGGUAUAACUGCCUACACUCAACGCGGACACAUUGCGCGGGCCACGCUCGAGGCAACAUGCUUCCAAACGAAAGCAAUCCUCGAUGCUAUGGAGAAAGAUUCGGGCGCCAAGCUUGCUGAGCUGGCCGUCGAUGGCGGUAUGAGCAACUCAGAUUUGACCAUGCAGACACAAGCAGACCUGAUUCAGAUCCCUGUGCGGCGGCCACAAAUGCGGGAGACCACCGCUCUGGGAGCCGCUAUUGCUGCCGGUCUGGCCGUCGGAGUGUGGGACAACAUUGAGGAGUUGAAAGACAUCAAUGUCGAGGGUAGCACUGUGUUCAAACCACAGAUGCACGAGGCCAAGAGUAAGGAGAUGUUUGAGAGAUGGGAAAAAGCAGUUCAGAUGUCAAAAGGUUGGUCGUCUUAA